Gamsiella multidivaricata is the source of this 472-nucleotide messenger RNA. RefSeq names its product putative RPA12-13.7 kd subunit of DNA-directed RNA polymerase I. Lineage: Eukaryota; Fungi; Mortierellomycota; Mortierellomycetes; Mortierellales; Mortierellaceae. Gene Ontology annotation, biological process: termination of RNA polymerase I transcription; DNA-templated transcription. Gene Ontology annotation, cellular component: RNA polymerase I complex. Bases 28 to 417 code for a protein of 129 amino acids. Gene Ontology annotation, molecular function: DNA-directed RNA polymerase activity; nucleic acid binding; zinc ion binding. The transcript has 5 exons. The record is from RefSeq and is a predicted model, not a curated record.
CUUCUCCUCCCAACACACCACACUACCAUGUCCAAGUCCACACCCUCCUUGAAGCCUGACACUGUUGGCUCACUCAUUUUUUGCCCAGAGUGCGGCAAUCUGCUCGAUAUCCCAGGUGAGGACGAUCUUAUUGUGUGCAACCUCUGCAGCUACACCCACCAGAGUAUCGAUUUUGAGAACUUUGAGGUUGUGACAACUAGUAAACCCGGAGCCUUCCCUUCUACACUCAGGAAUAAGCGGGAUGAUGUUCAGAGCGACAUCAAGGACGCCGCAGCAGCAUUAGUCAAGGAGCCUUGUCCAAAGUGUGGCAACCCUGAGAUGGAGUAUCACACCAUGCAGCUGCGCUCUGCAGAUGAAGGUCAAACUGUGUUUUACACAUGUCCGAAGUGCGCGUACAAGACAAAGCUCAACAGCUAGAAACCUUCAACUUUGUCAAACACGAUUGCGCAACUACACCAUUAAAAAAGCUGCA